Messenger RNA from Colletotrichum phormii, 1002 nucleotides. RefSeq names its product aldehyde reductase II. The transcript is spliced from 4 exons. Gene Ontology annotation, molecular function: oxidoreductase activity, acting on the CH-OH group of donors, NAD or NADP as acceptor. Bases 1 to 1002 code for a protein of 333 amino acids. The record is from RefSeq and is a predicted model, not a curated record. NCBI's taxonomy places the organism in Eukaryota, Fungi, Ascomycota, Sordariomycetes, Glomerellales, Glomerellaceae.
AUGACCCUCCCCCCCUCCUCCACCAUCGUCCUCACAGGCGCAAACGGCUACAUGGCAAGCCACAUCGCAACCCAACUCCUCCUCCAAGGCCACCACGUCCGCGGCACAGUCCGCUCCCCCUCCAAAACAGCAUGGCUAGCCUCCCACUUCGAAUCCACCUACGGCCCCGGGAAAUUCACCCUCCACGAAGUGUCUGACGUCGAGAAGGACGGGGCGUUUGAUAGCGUUGUCGAUGGCGCCGACGCAGUAAUCCACACCCUAGCAAUAAUGAACUUCUCCCCCAACGGCCCAACCCCCCAAGAAACAAUAACCUCAAACGUAAACGCAACCCUCUCCGUCCUCCGCUCCGCAGCCCGCUUCGCCGCUCCCUCGGCAGACAAACCCGGCGUGAAACGCUUCGUCUACACCUCCUCCUCCUCCGGCGCAGCCGCCAUGCCCCGCCCCGGGACCCCGUACACCGUCGACGCAACCCCGUACAACCACCAAGCCGUAGUCAUCGCGCUCUCCGGAAAGGGACCCACGGGCAUGGCGGGCGGGUACAUCACCUACUCCGCCGCAAAGACCAGGGCCGAGCUGGAGUUGUGGAAGUGGUAUGAGGAAGAGAAGCCUGGGUUUGUCUUGAAUUCGAUCGUGCCCAACGCCGCCCUAGGCAAAGUCCUCCUCCCGGAACACCAAGGCUUCCCCACCGCCGUCGGCGCAAUGCGGCCUCUCUGGCAGGGGAACAUCACGCCCGAGUUUGUCGCAAUGUUCCCAGCUCAAUGGUACUGCGAUGUCAUCGAUAUAGCUCGAAUCCACGUCGCAGCACUCCUCCUCGCAGAUGUCCAGUCCGAACGCCUCAUCGCCUAUGCUGGCAAAUUCAAUAUCAAUGACCUCCUAGCUGCCUUCCGCCAAAUCCAACCAGCCCGAAAAUUCCCCGAUGAUCUUCCCGAUCUCCCCUCUGAUAAAGGCACUAUUGCCAACGAAAGAGCCACUAAGCUAAUGGAACGUCUUCAGGGCGGCUAG